Molecule: messenger RNA, 7023 nt
Organism: Tupaia belangeri chinensis (Chinese tree shrew)
Lineage: Eukaryota; Metazoa; Chordata; Mammalia; Scandentia; Tupaiidae
Gene: SPAG17
Product: sperm associated antigen 17
Exons: 49
Biological process (GO): axonemal central apparatus assembly; epithelial cilium movement involved in extracellular fluid movement
Cellular component (GO): axonemal central apparatus
Source: RefSeq, a predicted model, not a curated record
GAGCUGAACUGGUUCAGGAACGGGGCGUGGCUUCGGUUACUGGGGCAGCGGGGACGCUUAGGCCGGGCCUGAGCACAGUGUAGAGGCCAAUGCUCCUCCCGUCUAUUGCAUGGCACCCAAGAAGGAGAAAGGCGGGAUUGGGAGUACCAAUUCCAAGGCCUGGGAACCGUCGCUCAUAGCUGCACACUUCAAUCAGAAUGACUGGAAGGCCUCCAUUGCAUUUGUGGUUGGGAAACGGAUUGAAGAUGACCUUCUCAUUCAAGCCCUCACCCUGGCUGUCCAGGUCCCUCAGCGUAAACUCUUCAGUAUCGUAUCAUGGCAAGACAUUCUCCAACAGAUCAAUGAAAUAGAUACUCUUAUUGGACAUGUUUCAUCUAAAAAAGGGAAAAAAAACAUAGGCAGUAAUGCUCCCUUAUUUUAUGAGGUGUUAAUUGCAGCAAAAACAAUUAUGGAUAGUGGAGAGAAAUUAACCUUACCACUGAUUGGGAAACUCUUGAAGUAUCAACUUCUCCAGGUCAAAUUUAAGGACCAACAGCGACGGGAAAAUGAAAAGAAGGUGAUAGAAGAUAGACUUAAGUUAGAAAAAGAUAAGGAAAAAGCAAAAUCUCCUAAGGAGAAGAAGACCUCAACUGCCAAGGUUGCCAAAAGCAAGGGAAAGGAUCAGCCUGAGGCCAGCACAACAGUGAAAAAGACCACCCAGUUAAAGCGGCGUGGGGAAGAUGAUGGCACCAAACUUUACAUCGACGAUGAGCCAGACGAUGGUGCCCAGCAUUACAUUAUAGUUGUGGGCUUCAACAAUCCUCAGCUAUUAGCAAUUAUGACUGAACUUGGCAUUCCUAUAACCAGCGUGAUUAAAAUAUCUUCGGAGAAUUAUGAACCUCUGCAGACACACCUGGCAGCAGUUAGCCAGCAGCAGGAAGUUUUUCUUCAGCCAGAAGAUAUAGAAGCUGAAAACCUGAAGAAAGAGAAUGCCAUAAAAGAACUUGAAAUUUUCUGGAAGUACUUGGAACCAAUCCUGAAUAAUGAGAGACCUGAAGCAAAUCUCUUUGAUGUUGCUCAGCUUGAAUACAUGGUCAAAGCGACUGAUUUUCCUUCUGACUGGUCAGACAGCGAGUUAAUGCUGGAAUUAGGCACUGAUAUUUUUGAAGACAUUGCCUGUCUGAUGUAUGACUGCCUGGAUUGGAAAAGGCAGCACCAACACUAUUUGGAAAGCAUGCAGCUUAUUAAUGUCCCACAAGUGCUUACUGAGAAACCUGUCCUAGAAGCCACAUUGAUUUCUGAGGCUCCACAGCCUAUUGCUCCAACCUCUGGGAAGAAGAAAGCACAAUGCGAAGAACCACAAGCUCCACCACCAGUGACUUUCAGCCCCACAACUGAAGUAGACAUGAGAUAUUACAAUGAUUUACUGAAUCCGAUACCAGAGGAAUUUGUUUCUGUGUCUCUUAUACUGCACUGCAUGCUGGAACAGGUUGUGGCAUCUGAGGAAGAUCUUGUCCCACCCAGCCUGGUGGAGCCGCCCCCCAGAGCAGAUGGCUUAGAUCACAGAAUCGCAGCUCACAUUGUAUCCAUUCUGCCAUCACUGUGUCUCUCAGAGAAGGAAAAAAAGAAUCUGUAUGAAGUAUUUUCAUCUGAAGAAGAAAGAGAAAGCAAAAGCAAAGCAGUGCCCAAUUUUCUGAACUAUCACGAUGCUCACGCCCACAAGAAGUAUGUACUAAAGGACCAAAAGAAUUUCGAUCCAGUUCAAAUUGAGCAGGAGAUGCAGUCCAAGUUACCACUUUGGGAAUUCCUUCAGUUCCCACUGCCCCCGCCAUGGAACAGCACUAAACGUCUAGCUACAAUUCAUGAGCUUAUGCACUUUUGUACAAGCGAAGUCUUGAGCUGGAAUGAAGUAGAACGAGCUUUCAAGGUAUUUACUUUUGAGAGCCUAAGGCUCUCUGAGGUUGACAAAAAUGGAAAACUACAGCCUUCUGGUAUGAUACAGGGGACAGAUUCUGAGAUGUUCAACAUACCAUGGGACAACCCGGCCAGAUUUGCUAAACAGAUAAGACAGCAAUACAUCAAGAAAAUGGAAACUCAAGAGGCCAGAAAGCAAACAGAUACCGAAACCAAAGACAGAAUAUUAUUCAUGGAUCAGAAUUGGUCAACAUCUGUGCAAGAUGAUGAGAGCAAUAGAACACCUUCAGAUUCCAGUCAGCCUGAUACAGACAGUAUGAAGUAUUCUGACUCAAGUAACAUGAAACCUGUAGGCCCUGAGAAGACAGAGCCAUCAGAGCAGACCAGCAGGGAGAAUAGGCCCCAUCCUAGGCAUUUUGAGCAGACCGUGAACAAUGAGAUCAAAGAUGAAGCAUUCGCAACGGCUGAUUCUCUUGAAAAGAAACCCAAGAAGAUGAUGGUGGAAGUAGAUUUGGAGGACAUAAAGAAAACUCAGCAGCGCAGUCUAAUGGAUUGGAGCUUUACUGAACAUUUUAAACCGAAAGUACUGCUUCAGGUUCUUCAGGAAGCCCAUCAGCAAUAUAGAUGUGUUGAUUCUUAUUACCAUACCCAAGACAACUCUCUACUUUUAGUCUUUCAUAAUCCAAUGAAUAUACAACGUCAGCAUUGUGAAUAUUGGAAUAUUGCUCUUCACUCCAAUGUUGGAUUCAGAAGUUAUUUAGAACUUGUUGCAAAAUCCAUUGAAGAGUGGAUCACAAAAGAAGAAGCUAAAUAUCAGGAAACUAAAAUGACUGAGGAAAUCACUAAAACCAAGGCUGAGCUAGAACUGAAAUAUUCUACUGGAACCAAAACAUCUUCUACUAGCAAAAUUUUUUCCCUGAAAAAAUCUAAAAGCAACAAAGUAAUCAGCAAAACAGAUAUACCAGAACCAGAAAAAGAAAAAGAAAAGGAAAAGGAGAAGGAAAAGAUUUCUUUCAUUUUAGAAGGUUCUCUCAAGGCAUGGAAAGAAGAACAAGAUCGCUUAGCAGAAGAGGAACGCUUAAGAGAAGAAAAGAAAGCAGAAAAGAAGAGUAAAGAAGCUGGCAAAAAGAAAGGCAAGGAGAAGGUAGAAAAAGAAGAAAUUAGGGUUCCGAGGAAAAAAGCUUCUUUGAGGGAUAAAGUUAAAGAAGAACAAAUUAAGAUCUCAGAAGGAACAGAGGAGCCCCUCCAGCAAUCGGAACCUGAAAGAGUUUACCCGUUUCGAGGAUACAAUAUGGGAGAUAUACCCAUCCAAAUCUCAGGGACAAAUUACUAUCUGUAUCCUUCUGAUGGAGGACAGAUCGAAGUAGAAAAGACAACAUUCAAAAAAGGCUCAACUUUUAUCAAAGUGAAAGUGAAAAAGGACAAACACAAUUUUAUGAUUCAUUUAAAAGACCCUGUAGAAAUUAUAAAAAAGGAGGAUGAAGAGGACUGUUCUUCGGAAGAAAAAGAAGAAAAAAAUGUGGAACCAAAUCUUGAAACAGAAGUAUCCUCUGCAGAGAAUAAAGCUGUCAGUAAGUUUGGAUCUUUCUCUGCCACCUUAGAAAAUGGAAUCUGCCUCUCAAUAAGUUAUUACGGAUCGAGUGGAAUGGCUCCAGAAGAGAAAGAUCCUGUCUUGGAAACAAUGUUGACUAUCCCUUCAGCACUUACUGCAACAGUGAUUCCUGUUGUAGUGCCUGUUUCUCAAGGAAAAGGAAAGGGGAAAACAAAAGGCAAAGAAAAACCCAAAGAAUCCCUUAAAGAAGAGGAGCAUCCAAAAGAAGAAGAGAAGAAGGAAGAAGUAGAACCAGAAGUAGUUGUACAAGAGACUGUGAAUGUUCCCACCUUUCAAAGCCUGAAUGUGUCUUGUCCCAAUGGGCUCCACUUGACCUUCAUUGGGCAAGAGAAUACAGGUGAAUAUGUUAUAGAUGAAGAACCCACCUGGAACAUCAUGGUUCGUCAGAGCUACCCCCAGAGGAUAAAGCAUUGUGAGUUCUAUAAAACAGUGAUGCCACCAGUGGAACAGGAGGCAUCGAGAGUUAUCACCAGCCAAGGCACGGUUGUCAAAUAUAUGCUGGAUGGAUCCACACAGAUUCUCUUUGCAGAUGGUACUGUCUGCAAUAGUCCUGACUCAGGUCCUAUUUAUUCUUCUCCUGAAAUGUCAUUGAGCCCUCAUAGUGGAGAGAUGAUGGAUUCAGUUUUUCAGCAAAAGUCAGAAACAGCGCCAUCUGAAAUUGUCAUCACAAAGAAAGGAAAAGGUCACAAAAAUCAGUCAUCAGUGAUACAUAAGAAUGAAAUUCAUGAACCUCCCCCAGAGAUAGUUCAGGUGGUAACCCCCGUGGAGGUUCACCCAGGCACCUGGUUUACAACCACACCUGAAGGAAAUCAGAUUGGUACCAAAGGAUCAGAAAGAAUGGACAACUUGGCCUCACUAUUAUCCUUUCAGGCAACAGAUCCUGUCACUGAAACGGUUAUGAUAACUCGAGAAGACAAAGUGAUCAUUGUUAAAAAGAAAGAUGGUACCCAGAUAGUAGACCAUGCUGAUGGUACCAGAAUCACCACCUUUUAUCAAGUUUAUGAAGAUCAUAUCAUUCUUCCAUAUGAUGAGGAUCAAAAGACAACCCUAGGUCCCCUGACCAUCACCAGGCAGGUGAAGUGCAUGCGGAUAGAAAGCUCACACUAUGCCACUGUCAUCACCAACUGUGAGGACAGCAGCUGCUGCGCUACCUUUGGGGAUGGAACGUCUAUCAUUGCGAAGCCGCAGGGGACGUACCAGGUAUUACCUCCAAACACUGGCUGUCUUCAUAUCGAUAGAGAUUGUUCAGCGAUAUAUUGUCAUGAAUCAAGCAGUGACUUAUACCAUCCUUUCCAAGAGCGUGAGCAGCUGAGAGCCAGCAGGUACAUCAUGAAGCACACGUCAGAGAUUAUCUGUGAGGUCCUGGAUCCUGAGGGAAACACCUUUCAGGUCAGGGCUGAUGGUCGUGCAUCAACUAUACUACCUGAAAAAAAAUUAGAAGAUGACUUAAAUGUAAAAACUGAGGGCUAUGACAGUUUAUCAUCUUUUCACCUUCAAAAGAAUCACCUACAAAUCUAUGGUGAACACGUCCCCAGGUUUUUUGUUAUCUAUGCUGAUGGAUCAGGGAUAGAGCUUCUUCGAGACAGUGACAUAGAAGAAUACCUGUCGUUGGCAUAUGGAGAAGCAACUACUGUAGUUCUCCAAGAGCCAGUACAGGAACAGCCAAGUGCCCUGAGCAUCACAGUCCUUCGCCCUUUUCAUGAAGCAUCACCAUGGCUAAUAAAAAAGGAGUUGGAUACAGUUGUUCCUCCUAAUCUCCAGUCCAGAUCAUGGGAAAAAUUCCCCUCAGUUGAGAAAAAAACUCCAGGACCUCCAUUUGGCACUCGGAUUUGGAAGGGCCUUCGCAUUGGGUCCCAACAGCUAAUGAGUGUCGCACCCCCUAUACUCAAAGACCCCACUGUGCUACAGAUGCGCCAGUUCAUCCAACAUGAGGUCAUAAAUAAUGAGAUGAAACUGAGGCUGCAGGUUUCCCUUAAGGAUUAUAUAAAUCAUAUUCUAAAGAAAGAAGACGAGCUGCAGGAAAUGACAGUUAAAGAUUCCAGAACUGAGGAGGAGAGGGGUAAUGCUGCAGACCUCCUCAAGCUGGUUAUGUCUUCCCCUAAAAUGGAGUUUUUUUUAACUACAUAAAGUCAUGUUAAUGAAGUUGCAGCCCACCUAGCCGACGUAUUCAAGCAAUCUUUGACUGCUUCUCCAAACUGUCCAACAGACACAUUUAGUAAAGAGUUCUUUGAAAAUAAAUGGAGGGACACAGCAGAAGCAAAGAGCUGGAAAGAAAAGAUAGAAAAAACGAGGAAGGAAAUUGAGAAAACCAAACAGUAUCUGAUGGAAAUUAGGAACCAAAGCAUAUCACCCUACUUCAAAUCUGAUUUGAACGAGUUAUACCAGUUUCAGUAUAAUUAUCUGAACAGCCUUUCCAAAAAAUUGCCUCCUUUUACAAAGAAAGAUGAAAGAGAAACAGUUGUUCAAGAUACAUCUGAUCUUCAUUCAGAUUCCGAUUCACAUAAGGUUUCAGAACAGAAAUUUUCAAAUAUGCUUAGUCUUCCAAAAUCAGAGAUUUCUGCAGAUAUCAAAGAGUCCAAUUGCCAGAACCAGACUGAAGACUUAACAGAAUCUAUUAAAGAACCAGAAUCUUGUGUGCCCAUGAAAAUCCCAACCCAGUCAUUGCUGCAGGAUGUUGUGGGACAAGCAAGGAAAGAAAAAGUGAAGUUACCUCAUUAUCUGCAGAGUUCCAAGCCCAAGUCUCAACCUCUCACAAAGGUGCAAGAUUCUGUUGGAGGAAAAGUGAACACAUCCUCUGUCGCCUCUGCUGCCAUCAAUGCAAAGUCGACCUCUUUCGGGUUCCACCUUCUUCCACCAUUUGUGAAGUUUGGGGUGCUUCAAGAAGGACACACCUAUGCAGUCAUAGUAAAGCUCAAGAAUGUUGGCGUAGAAUUCUGCAGAUUUAGGGUGAAGCAGCCCCCACCCAGCACAGGACUGAAAGUGACAUACAAACCUGGACCUGUGGCAGCUGGUUUGCAGGCAGAACUGAAGGUGGAGUUAUUUGCCAUGGCUAUUGGAGAGAAUGGUACCAAGGGACCAGUACAUAUCUCUCACAAUAUUGAAAUCAUGACUGAACAUGACAUUCUGUUCUUACCUGUGGAAGCAACAGUUUUAACAAAAAGUGAUUAUGAUAAGAGACCAAAAGAGUUUCCCCAGGGAAAAGAAAAUCCUAUGGUCCAGAGGACUUCUACAAUUUCUUCCUCUACACUUGGAGUCUUCAUGUCUCGUAGAGUUUCUCCACAUUAGAUCCGUUUCUUCUCGGUAUAGCUCAAUAGCCUCCAUGAUCCUCUCAGCCUAUAAGAUAAUGACAAAGGACAGAAAACACCACACACACUCCAUCAUCCCAAGACACUGAAACUGGAAGAAGGCUUGACUAGAACUUGCCAAAUGAAACAUACUGAACCAGUUUAAUAAAAUUUGUCAAUAGAGUGCCAAACAGCAUUUAAAGAUGUCUUCGUUUUUCUUUCCUUUUUCCUUUC